AUGAUUGACAAACCAGAUCUGGAAGGCAUCCCUCCGCUACCAGCUCAUAGUGAUUCUUGGCCUCUGGGACUCGUAACUUCUCCGAUGUACUGGUCUUCGUCUGAGCUUGUGCAGCGUCUUGGUAUGGAUCACGCUGCGUCCACCCCGAUGCUUGAGGAUACGUUCCUAGCGAAGGCUUUCGCGGGAGCCAUGCACCCGACGCGCAUCAUUCCCUUCUACUACAGAGCAACGGGGAAGAUCGAGGAAGAAGACGUGACAAUCACCACGCUCGUAACAAGCAACAGAUUCAAAGUCUUCCGACAGCUCGUGGAACGAUACCAAGGCCCAAUCUCUGUCACCAUCCACAUUCCGUUCCCCUCUCAGGCCUCGCUCUCCUCUCUGCCGGCUACCCAUCCUUCCGUGAAGGCACUCCAGAGCUUGCAUGCACUGUACACGUCCUCGCCGCACUUCGCGACAUAUGUUGACGUCCACCUUGCCCUCUCACCUUUCGCUGCCCCCGCCUCCACCUCACGUGGUAAAAACAGAGAUGCCGACGAAGACGACGGAGAAGGUGUUAGCGCCGGAGGAAGACAGUUCAACCUGUGGCGCAACGCGGCAAGGUUGUUCGCUCGCACGGAGUUCGUGAUGAUGCUCGACGUCGACUUCGCCGUAUGUACGGAUUGGCGCAGUGCCCUGCGUGACGCGCUCUGCCGAGUUCACCCGUCGGACUCUGCGCUGCAGUCUGAAUUGGAUGCGCAGCUCGAGGCUGGCUUGAGGAUGGGUGUCAAGACAUCUCUCGGUUUCAAAGUGGAUGAAGGUCAAGAAGCGACUACUGGGAAUGCGGCCUUGAACACCUCGACUAUGGACAUAGGCAAUGUAGAACUCGUUCAGAAGCUCAGAGAAGGAAGGGCUGCGCUUGUGGUGCCUGCGUUUGAAUAUGUGAGGCAGGAGGACGGUAUGGACCAGCGCAGCUUCCCUACUGACAAGGAGACUCUGUUGCUGCUCACUCGUGCCGCUCCACCUCUCGUCGAGCCCUUCCACGCGGCUUGGGCUGCUGGGCACAACAGUACAGACUAUGCGCAGUACGACGCGCUCCCGCCGCGCUCGGGCACUGUUUACAGAGUCACAACCUAUCAGAGCGCAUAUGAACCGUACGUCAUCGUCAGUAGACGCGCUACUUGGUGUGAUGAGCGUUUCACAGGGUAUGGCGCGAACAAGGCCGCCUGUCUCUUCGAGAUGUACCUCAGCGGCGUCUCUUUCUAUGUCCUGGCCGAUCACUUCGUCAUGCACCAGAGUCACACGUACGAAGAGCAAGCAAGGAGAGAAGAGAGGAAGUACAACCGCAAGCUCUACGCGGACUUCAAAGAGGAGAUGUGUCUCCGUUACCUGCAUCGGUACGCCCUCGAAGGGACCUUGCACACCCCGCGUGGGUUCAAUGUCCAGGAGGAGUGCAAGAAGAUCAAGAACGGGAACGUCGCGCGCUUUGCAGCUCAGCUCCUCGACGUUGCUAACUGA
Messenger RNA from Sparassis crispa, 1494 nucleotides. RefSeq names its product glycosyltransferase family 49 protein. Bases 1 to 1494 code for a protein of 497 amino acids. The transcript is spliced from 7 exons. Gene Ontology annotation, molecular function: xylosyltransferase activity; glucuronosyltransferase activity. The record is from RefSeq and is a predicted model, not a curated record. Lineage: Eukaryota; Fungi; Basidiomycota; Agaricomycetes; Polyporales; Sparassidaceae. Gene Ontology annotation, biological process: protein O-linked glycosylation via mannose.